This is a messenger RNA of Paramecium tetraurelia, 948 nucleotides long. RefSeq lists its product as uncharacterized. The record is from RefSeq and is a predicted model, not a curated record. NCBI's taxonomy places the organism in Eukaryota, Ciliophora, Oligohymenophorea, Peniculida, Parameciidae. The transcript has a single exon.
AUGGAACUUAUAAAAAUUGAAGAUAAAUUUAAUAACUAUAAACAACACAUUUUAGAGUUAGAAGACAACAUAUACAUAAUCACAACCACUCUUGAUUUUAAGGGACAAGUACAACUCUACCAAUUCGUUAUCAAUUACAAAACCAAGGAAGUGCUCUAAAAAAAGUAACUCAAUAUUUAGUUCAAAAUGGCUUUAUUCAUCCAAACCUCCAUGGUUGGAUAUUACACUAUAAAUGGUCUCCUUGGCUGUCUAAUUGGCAUUCACAAUGGAAGACUCUUUUAGAUAAGAGAAAACAAAGUCGAUGAAAUUUGUAUUAGUGCAGUAGCAAUCAAUCAGAUUGAAUUGAUAUCGGAUUCAUUAGCAUUACUCAGUUCUGAGAGUGGACAAAUCAACUUAUAUGACAUCUACACUCAAACUACUAUCUUCUUGUUUAAUGAGUACCUAAGCACUCCACUCAAGUAUUUUCGCAUAAGAUAUUUCUAUGAUACCGUAAUCCAGGGGAAACAGGAUGGGCAAAUGACUUACUUCAUUUUCAAUGAGAAUAUGAAACAGAUUCUAGCCAAUAGAGACAAAAACAUACAGAUGAACAAAUUUGUAUAACAUCAAAAUAUACUCAUUUCACAACCAAAUUGCAGACUGUAUGUUACAGGUCAGAAAUUGCUGGAUUUCGAGUUGUAUGGAGAUGUGAUGAUAAUUUUGGUUGAACAACAAAUCGAAUAUCUAUUAAUCGACGUGAAGAAUCAGGAAUACAUUCGAUUGAGAGUGUUCCAAAUUUCUCACAACAUUACUUAUUUUUAAGUGUGCAAUGACUCCCUACUAUUACACAAUGAGUCAAGUGUUUUGAGCAUGGACAUGAACAAAGGAGAAAUACGAAAUCAAUUAGAUCAGAAAGGUACAUUUAUGAAUUUACUUACAUAUGUAAAAGACAAUAAAAUUUUAUAUAAAUGA